AUGACUAUAGGUAAACAUUUUUUGAAACACCAUCUCCAUCAAGUGAGAAAGUUGUUCUGCAAAAAGAUGCAACCCUCUGUGAGGUUGAAGGAGCCGAGGCGUAAGAGAGCACGCGCGCAAGCGGCACACCAGGAACCACUGCCAGUCUCGCUUCAGUGCAGCCAGGCAAGUACCUUCAAUAAUUGGAAGGUUUGCAAAGGUUUCUAUGAUGGUGGAUCAGUGUUGGUGCAUGAUCUCGAUGAGAUUGAAUUUAUCUACAUCAAUGGGUUUUUUGGUAAGGGAGCUCAUUCCAGAGGCCCACCUGAAUUGCUGGCUGAGUAUUUGGAGGCUGACGAGAGGUUCCUGAUUCCUUGUAAGAAGAAGAGAAAUGAUAUUGAGGAUGAUGGUCUGCCUCCUCUUCCAUUUCCUACCCUACCGAGCAGUGAUGUUCAUGAGCCAUUAGUGUUAAGUUUAUGUGAGGCAUUUUUCCUGACCUAUGGCUUGGGGUGCCUCGUGAUAUAUGACGAUCAGAAGCAGAAGCCAAUGUCGAUAUUGAGGACGUGGCGUCUCUUUAUGAACUUUGACCCGAAUUUUGUUGUGACCUAUGCAGCCUACCAUUACCUGAGGAGCAAGGGCUGGGUCGUAAGGUCGGGGGUCAAAUAUGGGUCAAAUUUUGUGUUGUACAAAGAUGGACCUGCCUUUUAUCAUUCAACAUAUUCUGUUGUCGUCAAGCCGGUACUCCAUAAUUCAAAUGACAACAUUAUUCAUGUUGGCAACAGCAGCAACAACAACAACAGCAACAACAAUAAUAAUAAUGAUAAUAAUAAUAAUCAUAUGAAGAGUAAUAAUAAUGUUGAUGGUGAUGGUGAUGAUCCAUGUGCCAUCUCGGACUGGACAUCACUAUCAAGAUUGAAUCGCAUCACCGAACAGGUUGCCAAAGAUUUGGUCAUCUGUUAUGUCAUUCAACCAGAUAAUAAUAAUAAUAAUAAUGAUAAUAAUAAUAAUAAUGAUAAUAAUAAUAGUAAUGAUACAAAUAAUAAUAGCACUGAUGAUAAAAACGACAACAAUAAUUCAAAUGUGAACUUCUGGAAUUCACCAAAUUGUUUGAAAUUCUUUAAAAUUGAGACGGUGACCAUUAAGAGGUGGAUAUCAAACAAAGAAAGGAACACGGCUGAUACUAAUUAG
This is a messenger RNA of Helobdella robusta, 1164 nucleotides long. RefSeq lists its product as hypothetical. Bases 1 to 1164 code for a protein of 387 amino acids. Gene Ontology annotation, molecular function: nucleic acid binding; tRNA-intron lyase activity. The record is from RefSeq and is a predicted model, not a curated record. Gene Ontology annotation, biological process: tRNA splicing, via endonucleolytic cleavage and ligation; tRNA-type intron splice site recognition and cleavage. NCBI's taxonomy places the organism in Eukaryota, Metazoa, Annelida, Clitellata, Rhynchobdellida, Glossiphoniidae. Gene Ontology annotation, cellular component: tRNA-intron endonuclease complex. The transcript has 8 exons.